This is a messenger RNA of Drosophila biarmipes, 1041 nucleotides long. RefSeq lists its product as uncharacterized. NCBI's taxonomy places the organism in Eukaryota, Metazoa, Arthropoda, Insecta, Diptera, Drosophilidae. The transcript has 2 exons. The coding region runs from base 361 to 948 and encodes 195 amino acids. The record is from RefSeq and is a predicted model, not a curated record.
CGCAGUAGCCUUUUGGUUGCUCAGCAAAUUUAAUUGUAAAAAUUCGAACAUUCAAAAACCUAAAACACAAAAAAUGAAAACACCAUUUUGAUCACUUGAUAAAGAAAAUCUUGGAGAGGUACAUAUACGAACAGAACUGAGAUCGGCCUGUACCAAAAUUUUCAAAUAUAUAUAGCCAAGGAGAACCCUGUUUGGUAAACCCCAUUUAGACACUGAGAACCAAGGCAAUUCGAGUUGUGCACUGCGUUUAUUGUCAGAUCGAGCAUAUAACAGCCUAGAUAAGCAAUUCAUAAAAACCUCCAUCCGGAAGUCAAAUGUAAAGUCGGAAAACUGUUCAAGCGUUCUGCAGUGCAGCUGACCAUGUUCCAGGACACCGAGACCGCAUCGACCAGCGGAUUCGCGCGGGAGGUGGGCGGUGCGCACUCGACGCCCGACGCUCCAUUACCCAUGCACGGGGCCUCGCCCCCCAACGUUAGCCGCCCGCUGGACCGCCGCCUUAACCCCAACGCACCUGUGUUUGUGCCAGAUUUCAAGGCCAGCCAGGUGGCCAAAAAGCUGUUCGAUGACCUUUCAGUAUCGCCCUACACCCGCUGGAGCACGGCUUCCUCGGAGGACAUCUCCUACGGACCCCGCUACGAGUCCAUCUGGCGUGAGGCCAGCCUCCAGCAGCAGCAGCGCCUGCCCAGUCCGGGCUUCAAUUACUGUCUGGAUCCCCAUGAGGAUGAGGUCGGAGAACUGGAGUUCGACGAGGUUCAGGCUAUGAACAUCGGAGCAGAGUCCUACGAUCCCAAGGACCGUAGCACAGCAAUAAGCCAGGCCAUGAAUACCGCCGAGGUUGUGGGGGAUGUACAGUCGCCACUGGAGGAGUCCCAGGAUGAGGUGAAAAGCAGUCGCUUUCAGAACCGCCACUCCUUCAGACCGGCCAGAAGAUGCUGUCUGCUCAUGUAGAACCCAAGGCCUGGGGAAUUUCGAUCACAUUCAAUUUAUAAAUACAGCUGUAAGCAGAAUAAUUAAAAUGUUCCAUUUCUCUCUUACAAAUAA